This is a messenger RNA of Populus trichocarpa (black cottonwood), 1937 nucleotides long. RefSeq lists its product as uncharacterized. The transcript has a single exon. The record is from RefSeq and is a predicted model, not a curated record. Lineage: Eukaryota; Viridiplantae; Streptophyta; Magnoliopsida; Malpighiales; Salicaceae. Bases 184 to 1653 code for a protein of 489 amino acids. Gene Ontology annotation, cellular component: vacuole.
AGGCUCAGCCAGCUCCUCCUAGGAUCAAGCCACCAUAGCCACCAUAGCCACCAGUCCCAAUUCCAGUGACUGGACAGCUAACCAUCCAAGUUGCGAUCCAACCCUUGUCUGUACUAUAAAUUGCAUCCCACGGCCUCUCGUUUAUUUUACCAGAUAGAAAGAAACAGGAAGUGAAAAUUAAAAAUGGGUUCUGAUUCAGUUUCCACAUCAACGAAGCCACCACAAGAAGGAGACCCAUCUGCUUCUCUUCUUUCUUUCAACGCAGGCUCCCUCUCUUAUCCUUCAAAUCCACACCAAAAGAACACUGCCAACUCCGUCAUUUUCACCUCUCUUAUCCUUGUCACUUGCAUCGCUCUCUCUGCUGCUUCUGCUUUUGCCUUUCUCUUUUUUUCCUCUUCUUCUGUUCCUCUUACGGAUACCUCGUCCGCUUCUCUACAGUCGACGUCGCGUUCUUUGACCAAGCUCAACCACCCUGUCGUUCUCUUGAUUUCAUCUGACGGGUUCAGGUUUGGUUACCAGUUCAAGACCCAUACACCAAAUAUUCAUCGUCUGAUUGUUAACGGGACUGAAGCUGAAACUGGUUUGAUUCCUGUUUUCCCUACUCUUACUUUCCCUAAUCACUACUCUAUUGUUACUGGCCUUUACCCUGCUCAUCAUGGUAUUAUUAACAAUUAUUUUGAUGAUCCAAAAACUGGAGAGGUUUUCACAAUGGCAAGUCAUGAGCCUAAGUGGUGGCUUGGUGAACCACUUUGGGAGACAGUGGCUAAUCAUGGUUUGAAGGCAGCCACUUAUUUUUGGCCUGGUUCUGAGGUGCAUAAAGGAUCUUGGACUUGCCCUCCUGGUUUUUGUAUGUUUUAUAAUGGUUCUGUUCCUUUUGAUGAACGUGUAGAUACUGUUUUGAGUUAUUUUGAUUUGCCAGCUAGUGAGAUUCCUGUGUUUAUGACCUUGUAUUUUGAGGAUCCUGAUCAUCAGGGUCAUAAUGUGGGACCUGAUGGUCCGGAGAUUACUGAGGCUGUUGCUGGGAUUGAUAGGAUGAUUGGCAAGCUGAUUGAUGGAUUAGAGAAAAGAGGGGUUUUUGAGGAUGUCACUAUAAUUAUGGUUGGUGAUCAUGGAAUGGUUGGUACAUGUGAUAAAAAGUUGAUAUUUUUGGAUGAUUUGGCGCCUUGGAUCGAUAUCCCAGCUGACUGGGUUAGGUCCUAUACUCCUUUGCUUGCAAUUCGUCCACCUCCUGGUUUUGCACCGUCUGAUGUUGUUGCAAAGAUGAAUGAAGGGUUGCAGUCGGGGAAGGUUCAAAAUGGAAAGAAUUUGAAGAUGUAUCUCAAGGAGAAGCUGCCCUCUAGGCUUCAUUAUGCAGCAAGUGCCAGGAUUCCACCAAUAAUAGGGAUGCUUGAUGAGGGUUUUAAGGUGGAGCAGAAGAGAACUGAGGGGCAAGAGUGUGGAGGAGCACAUGGUUAUGACAAUGCACUUUUCUCCAUGAGGACAAUUUUCGUUGGCCAUGGUCCUCAGUUUGCAAGGGGGCAAAAAGUGCCAUCUUUUGAGAAUGUCCAGAUAUACAACUUGGUUACUUCGAUUCUCAAUAUCCAGGGUGCUCCCAAUAAUGGGUCUGUGUCUUUUCCAUCAACUGUUCUUUUGCCCAAUCCUCAUAAAUUCUAAGGUCUUAUCUCAUGAGUGGUCUCAGCUAUUCAAGGAUCUAGUUGGAGUGGGGUGGGUGAUUAUAUUGCAAGACCAUAUCAACUAUUUCUUAUGGAUGCAUGGUUGUGAGUUAUUUUGCAUGAUGUGGUGGCGGAGAAGGUAACUGUAUUAGUUGUUGAUGUUGUGAUUGUUGUUUCAUGUUUGGUUACAUGAUCACUUGGCUCCUACUUUUCAUUAUUAUGAGCUGCAAAUUUAAGAGAGGAUUCUAGCUUAAAAUAUUAAUGAAUCUGUAUUUUUGUGGCGUA